Molecule: messenger RNA, 1028 nt
Organism: Pseudonaja textilis
Lineage: Eukaryota; Metazoa; Chordata; Lepidosauria; Squamata; Elapidae
Source: RefSeq, a predicted model, not a curated record
AUGGAGGAUUCUGGCCAAGAGGUAGCAGCACCUUUGCCAAAAGACAAAAAGGAAGUUGCAGAAAAGUUGUAUGGAAAGCAAAGUUCAGAAGAAAAACCAUUAACGGAGGAGCUGGAGAAUUGCUCUGGUUUACCAUGUGCAGAUAUCAAUGUCUUAUUGGACGCAGAUAAUUGUCAUGAAAAAGAAAUGUGUUCAAGGUAUGGCAAAACACUCCAAGGUGAAUCUGGAUUAGGUGGCUGUUGCCAAAGCCCUGCUGGAGAGAAACAAGAUGAAAGCAGGCAAUGCUCCGGAAGGAAUUUUCCUCCUCCUCCUCUACGUGAAAGAAUAGUAGAAGGGAAACCAUACAAUUGUACAAAGUGUGCAGAAAGCUUCAGUACAAGCUGUUCCCUUGCAUUGCAUAAAAAGAUUCACAAAGCAGAGGAUCCACACAAAUGUCUGGAUUGUGGAAGGACCUUCAGUCAGAAAAGUGAUCUUAAUUCACAUAAGAAGGGCCACGAAGAGAGGAAGCAACAUCGGUAUGUUGAUAGGGAAAAAAGCUUCGGAAGCAGUGCCUCCCGUACUUCCCAUCAAAACCUCUACAGAGAGGAGAGGUUGCAUCAACUCAGGGAGGGUAGAACGAGGAUUACUCAGAGCAAGGAACCAAAUUCCUGGAAAAAAAGCCCCACUGGGAAGAAAUCAUAUAAAUGCCUUGAAUGUGGGAAGAGCUUCCGCUCUGCAAGUGACCUCACUUGCCAUAAUAGGACCCAUACAGGGGAAAAGCCAUAUCACUGCAUGGUGUGUGGAAAGAGCUUCAGUAAUAAAAGUCAACUUAAGUCACACGAGAGGAUCCACACGGGAGAAAAACCAUUUCAAUGCAUGGAGUGUGGAAAGAGCUUCCGUCUCUCUGAACACCUUACUGACCAUCACAGAAUCCACACAGGGGAGAAACCCUUUAAAUGCCUGGAGUGCAGAAAGAGCUUCAGUCAAAAAGGUCAUCUUAAGUCACACGAGAGGAUCCACAUGGGAGAAAAAUCCUUUCAAUGCCUGGA